Molecule: messenger RNA, 1192 nt
Organism: Brachypodium distachyon (stiff brome)
Lineage: Eukaryota; Viridiplantae; Streptophyta; Magnoliopsida; Poales; Poaceae
Exons: 1
Coding region: 408-839 (143 amino acids)
Molecular function (GO): DNA-binding transcription factor activity
Source: RefSeq, a predicted model, not a curated record
UUAAUUCCUUGGUACAAUCAUGUUCUGUAUAUCACUCUUCUGGCACCUAGCUGGCAGCCUGGCACGACAGUAACACCUAGCCACGGGCUUUGCUUAUAUAAUUGGCCCAUCCUACUCAACUACUAGUGGUGGAGUAGGACUCAGCUGAAUUGAGCUCAGCUAGCGUAUAGACACGUGUCACCCAAAGCUCAAGCCCUUCCACCCAUCUUCCCAAUACAGAUUAUCCUACAUCACCCAUUCUUGGACAACAUCUUUCCCUUUGUCUCCAUGAGGAAAGGCCGCCUUGUCUAUUUGAGGAAAGGCUAGCUAGCUGCAGGGUUAAUUUGUUCUUCGCGGUGGUGGUGGCUAGCUGCGACCACGAAUACUAGCUAGCGCGCUAGUUUCUCUCUGCUGGCCUGGCAUUCCAAAUGGAGUGGCCGUCUUCGUCUUCGUCUUCGCAGAGAGAGGCGGCCAUGGUGGACCUUUCGCUGAGGCUGGAGCCGGCGGGCGGCGGCGGCGACUCCGUGGCGCCGACGGCUCUCGUGGACGGCAAGGACGUGCGGCUGUUCCCGUGCCUCUUCUGCGACAAGAAGUUCCUCAAAUCGCAGGCGCUGGGCGGCCACCAGAACGCGCAUAAGAAGGACCUGGUCGGCGCCUGGAACCCACACGUCUACGCCUGGGACGCUGCCCCCGUCGCCGCCCAUGGCAACAACAGCAGUGGAGGAGCAGCAGUGCGCGCCGGCCGGGAGGACAAUGUCAGCUGGAACAGGGGCGCCAACGGCAUCGACGCUGUGCUAUCGACGACCGCCGCGCCCCCGCGGUCUGGCGGCGGCGAGCUCGACCUUGAGCUUAGGCUCUAAUCAGCUGAGUUGGAUAUAUAUUCUGCCCCCCACAUGAAUGGUCAGGAAUGUGCAACGUACCUAGGGAUUUUCAUGGCAAACCAUGGAUUAAUUCGUGGCACCAUGUAUAUAUGUGCGUUUGAUUGUUAACAUUGCGACCUCGGCUUGUUGUAUGAAUUCUCUGCCAACGGAUCGAUCGGAUCCACCUACUGACGGUCUGUGUCAUGAUCGUCGUUUGUCGCAAGCCUCAUGGUGUCUCCACUGACGACGUGUACCGGGUCAACCUUUUGUCAGGGGAGCGAGAACUAGGAUGCUUUGGCCAACACAAAGUUGAUGGCGGUUGCACAAUGACAGACGGUAACUAGUUUUGUUCA